AAUCGACGUAGAAAGAGAAAUGAGCAUCAGUUACAAAAUGCUGAGAAGAAAGCCAACCAAAAUCGAAGUCAAGAUCGAAGACAAAGAAGAACUCGAGGAGGCUCGCCGCCGCAACGCCUCCACCACUGCCACCACCACCACCGCCCCCGCUGGCACCGCUGCUCUCCUCCGUCAGCUGGAUCGCGGCGGCGAAGAUCCCUCUUCCAAGGCCCAUCGCAUCGGCCUCUCCUCGUAAAACCCUAACCGCACUCUCCCUCCUCUCUUCCCCAAUGGAGGUCGAAGUCAAGCUGCGUCUCGCCGACGCCAACGCCCACCGCCACGUCACCACUCUACUCUCCCCCUUUCACGUCAUCACCCACCGCCAGCAGAACCUCUUCUUCGACGGCGCCGCCUCCGAGCUCUCCGCGCGCCGCGCCGUCCUCCGCCUCCGCUUCUACGGCGACGACGAGCGCUGCGUCGCUUCGCUGAAGGCGCGGGCGGUGCUGGUGGACGGCGUGAGCCGCGUGGAGGAGGACGAGGAGGAUCUGGACCCAAGCAUCGGGCGCGAAUGCGUGGCGGAGCCGGCGAAGUUGGGGUCGGUGGAGUCUAGGGUUUUGAAGAGGGUGCAAGAGGAAUUUGGAACUGAAAAAGGAUUGGUGGGGUUGGGAGGGUUUGGGAAUUUGAGGAGUGUGUAUGAUUGGAAGGGUUUGAAAUUGGAGGUGGAUGAAACCAGUUUUGAUUUUGGAACACUCUAUGAGAUCGAAUGCGAGAGUUCUGAUCCUGAAAGAGCUAAACGCCUCCUUGAGGAGUUCUUGAAGGAGAAUGAAAUCAAUUAUUCUUACUCCACUGCCUCCAAAUUCGCCAUCUUUCGAUCUGGGAAACUGCCUUAGUGAGUCAAAUUUCUGCCUUAGGAGAAUAAAGAUAAACUUAUGUCAUGAACCUAGUUGAUUGCUGUUAUUCAUAAUGUUGUGUCUAUUUCAUUUGUUUAUGUAUGUUUGAUUUGUUGUUUCUAUCAAUAGACUGGCCUUUCAAAGAUAUUAAACUCUCGGGUAACUAUUUUAUAUCAAUAGUCUCAUUUUUUUGACGAGUUAA
Molecule: messenger RNA, 1071 nt
Organism: Glycine soja
Lineage: Eukaryota; Viridiplantae; Streptophyta; Magnoliopsida; Fabales; Fabaceae
Product: triphosphate tunnel metalloenzyme 3
Exons: 1
Coding region: 270-869 (199 amino acids)
Source: RefSeq, a predicted model, not a curated record